AUGGCAGGAGGAAAACCAGGAAAGGGAAUGAUGACAGUGAAAGCGGAGCCUGAGGAGGAAGGGGUGAGUUUUGAGUCGACUCAAAUUACUCGUGGAACGGUGGCAGUGAGUCAAGAUACACGUGGAACGAUGGCAGUGGCUCAAAAUACACGUGGAAUGGAGACAGUGAAAGCGGAGCCUGAAGAGGAAGGGGAGCGGAUGGAUAGGUGGAGGGGGGAGGGAGGGGAGGAGUCAUCGAGUGAAGACGUGAUAGUUGUAGAGGAAUAUGUUGAAGUGGAGGAGGGAGAGGAGGGGGAGGAGAGGGAGGAGGGGGACGAAGUGGAGGAGGGGGAGGUGGGAGAGGAGGAAAUAGAGGAGGGAGAGGAAGUGGAAGAGGGGGAGGUGGGAGAGGAGGAGGAAGAGGAGGAGGACGAGGAAAAAAGGAGGGAGGUGGAGGAGGACGAUGGGGUUCCUGUGGGGGUGAAAAGAGAUCCGGAUGGAUUUGAAGCGGUUGCUGUUCAACACGAGGAGGGAAAGAAAAGCAGAAUUGGGAAGGAAGAUGUGGAAGCUGGGGGUUCUCCUGAAGUGAGGGUGAAAAAAGACCCAGGUCUACGUGAAACAGAAAAGGAGGAGGCUGAUCAAUGUCAUGAGGAGGAAAAGAGAAGGGGGCUUGGGAGGACGAAUGGGAAGUUGGAUGGAAAAGCGGAUGUGGGCGCUGGUGGAGGGAAGGGCAAGGCUGUUGCUGUCACACCAACUGCUGCAAGGCAGGAGGCAAAGCUGAAUCCCCGCACAGGGAUGGGUGUUGGAGAAAUGGAAUGGAGAAAAGCGGGUGACAGUACAGGGCUGGGUGUGCUCGGGGUUUCAGGCUCGGAUCUCCGCCUCGGCAGCAGCAUGCAGAGCGGGAAGAGUGUAGAGAGUGCCCCGGCCAGGGCCAGCCCUGCCAGGGAGCAGCGUUUGAAGGUGGGACGAACGGGGCUGGAAGCACUGGGGAGUGCGGGCGGUGAUGGCAGGGGCAGCAGCACGCAGAGGGGGAAGAGUGUGGAGAGUGCGCCUGCCAGGGCCAGCCCUGCCAGGGAGCAGCGUUUGAAGGUGGGACGAACGGGGCUGGAAGCACUGGGGAGUGCGAGCGGUGAUGGCAGGGGCAGCAGCACGCAGAGGGGGAAGAGUGUGGAGAGUGCGCCUGCCAGGGCCAGCCCUGGCAGGGAGCCGCAUUUGGUGGUGGCACGAAUGGGGCUGGGAGCAGUGGGGAGUGCAGGCGGUGAUGGCAGUGGCAGCAGCACGCAGAGAGGGAAGAGCGUAGAGAGUGGGCCUGCCAGGGCCUGCCCUGUUAGCGCUGAUGGCAGUGGCAGAAGCACACAGAGAGGGAAGGGUGUGCAGGGUGUGCGAAUCAUUCCUACCAGUCCUGGCAAAGGGGGCGUUGCGGUGGGAGGAACGGGGCUGGAAACACUGCGUGGUGCAGGCGCAGAUUGCAGCGGCAGCAGCACGCAAAAAGCGAAGAGCAUAGAGAGUGCUCCCACCAGGGCCAUCCCUGCUGUGGAGCAGCGUUUGGAGGAUGGCCUGGGAGGACGGACGGGCCUGGGGGCACAGAGUGGGCCAGCCAGGGCCUGCCCUGCCAGCGCUGAUGGCAGUGGCAGAAGCACGCAGAGAGGGAAGGGUGUAGAGAGUGUGCCGGUUAGGGCCAGCUCUCCCACCAGGGCCAUCCCUGCUCUGGAGCAGCGUUUGGAGGCUGGACGAACGGGGCUGGGGGCACUGGGGAUUGCAGGUGCGGUGGCGGUUCAAAAGACAUCUGGGGGUGUUGCUUCCUUGGGUGCAGCUGGAGAAGGGAGGGCUGUUCGUGUGUCAGGUUUGAGAGUUCUCGGAAGUGACACAGGUGCGAUUGGGGUUGAAAAGUCAUCUUGGGGUGUGGGUUCGAUGGAUGCAGCUGGAGAAGGGAGGGCUGUUCGUGUGUCAGGUUUGAGAGUUCAAAACAGUGGCGCAGGUGCCGUGGUGACUCAAAAGGCAUCUGGGGGUGAAGCUUCAAUGGGUCCAAGAGGGGAAGGGAGGGCUGUGCGUGUGAAGGAGGAGGCAGUGGAGCUAGGGGAGGAGGGAGGGAGGAGUGAUGUUGCGCAUGUGGUAACCACGUCAAAUGGUAGUGGUGGUGGUGCUGUUAUGCAGGUCGUAACCAGAGCAGGUGAUCCUGGCGCGAGCACAUUGGGUGGUGCUGCUGCUGGUGUUGUUGUAUCAGCUGCAACCAAGUCAGUUCAUGAGGCGCCUAAAAAGUCAGGUGAUCCUGGCGCUAGCACAUUGGGAGCUGCUGCUGGUGUUGUUGUAUUAGCUGCAACCAAGUCAAAUUUGGCUCAGAUGCGCUUAAGACGUUGUAGUGGGGAGGCGAAUAAGGUGAAUGCGUGUGCUGCGGGUGCAAGUGUUGUCGGUGCAAGUGUUGUCGGUGCAAGUGUUAGGAUUGCUACCGGUGCAAGUGUCACUGCUCUGUGUGUGCUUGGGGGAGUGGGAAGAGUGGAAGGAGGAGGGCCAAAACGCAUGGUGCGAGGAAGUGGGGGUGGGAGCGUUAAAGAAGAACCACUGGAGUUGGGUGAUGGGGGAGUGGGAGUGUUAGGAGGAGCAGAGGCGAAUCGGAUGAGGGAUACGGAUAGAGCGGAGCAAAGGGAGAAGGAAAAUGAGGAGGGAGGGGGAGUGGUGCGAGGAAGUGGGGAUGGUGGAAAGGUUAAAGAGGAGCCAGUGGAGGUGGGUGGUGGGGGUGGGGGAGAGGGAGGGAUAGGAAUUGAGGGGAGUUGGAUGAAGGGUAAGAGCCGAGAGGAGGAGGGGGGGGUGGAAGGGGAGGAGGAAGAGCAGGAAAUGGGAGAGGAAGGGGAGGAGGAAUUGGAGGAGGGGGUAGAGAUUGAAGAGGGGAUGGAGAUCGGAGAGGAGGCGGAGGAUGAAGAGGAGGAGGAGGGUGAAGUGGGGGAAGAUGAAGGAGAGGAGGAAGAGGAGGAAGAGGAGGAAGGGGAGGUGAGAGAAAGCGAGAUGGAGACGGAUGAAGAGAGCAAUGAAGGUGCAGGAGGUAGGAAUAGGGAGGAAGGGCAAGGGGGAGAGGAGGUGGAGAGGGGAGUGGUAAGGGAGGAGAGGGAAGAGGAGAGAGAAGCAGAGGGAGAAAUGGAGGGAGAAGAUUGGCGGAGACAGGAUCAGGAGGGAAAGGGGGGGGAAGGGGGAGAGGAAGGAGAGGAGGGGGAGGAGGGGGAGGAGGGAGGGAUGGGGGAGGAGAUGGAAGAAGCAAAAGAAAGGCGGGGGGGAAGGGAGGCGCAGACGAAUUAUUGGCAGGUGAAAGAAGAAGCAUUGGAGGUGGAUGGGGGAGUGGGGGAAAGGAGAGGCUAUGGCGGAGAGUGGGAGAUGGGGAAAGCCGGUGGGGAGGAGGGGGAAGAGGGUGAGGAGGGCAAGGGGAAGGAGGAGGAAGGGGAGGGCAAGGGGGAGGGAAAAAAACUGACAAGGCACAGGCAGGUGCAAGAGAAAGAAGCAGCGGAAGUGAAGGGAGUUUUUGAGAAUUCUCAAAAACACCCUGCAGCAUCAGUGACAAGGCACAGGCAGGUGCAAGAGAAAGAAGCAGUGGAAGUGAAGGGAGGAGUGAAAGAGAGAGGAGGCUGUGGAGGAGCAUGUGAGAUGGAGACAGGUGGUGGGAUGCAGGGCGAGGAGGGGGAAAAAGGGGAGGAGGGUAUGGGGGAGGAGGGAGGGAAGGACAAAGGGGAGGAUGAGGGGCAGAUAAAACACUGGCAGGACGAAGAGAAAGAAGCAAUGGAAGUGAAGGGGAGAGUGGAUGAGAGAGGGGGUUAUAGAGGAGAGUGUGAGGUGGAGAAAGACUGUGGGGAGGAAGGGGACGGGGGGGAGGAAAGGGAGGACGGGGGGGAGGACAAUGAGGGCGAAGAGUACAAGGAGGGGGAGGAGGAGGAGAGAAAAGAGGUGGAGGAGAGAAAAGAGGUGGAGGAGAGAAAAGAGGUGGAGGAGAGAAGAGAGGUGGAGGAGAAGAAGGGCGAGGUUUGCGAUGAUGUUAAGGAGGGUAAGGGGGAAGGAGAGCUGGAAAAAGGGGAGGCGCCAGUUCGAGGGGAGAUGAAUGGGGGGGGCAAGAGUGCUUGCAGGGAGGGUGAUGAGCAGCGAGGAAUGGCAGGGCAGGAAGUAACGGGAAGGCAAGGAGGUUCAGGAGGGAAGGGAGGUUCAACAACGCACGGAGGAACAGGAGGGCAGCAGGACGGUGAAGCGGAGAAAGCAGCGGCAGCUGAGCAAGCAGGGGGAGGAGGAGGAGAAGGAGGAGGAGGAGAAGGAUGGCAAGAAGGAGGGAAGGGAUUAGAGAAGGGAGGAGGGGAGGGAGAAGCAGCGGAUCAUGACACCUGCAAGACAGCUCCUGAAGCUGCAGCGGUAGCCUCCCACACGACUUUUGAAGCGCCACAACAUCCAGUUUUCCACACAACACCUGUCAAGGCUCAAGAAACAGUCGCUCCUCCAAAGGCUCCUAGGCUUUCCAAGGAGCUAAACCGGCUCCUGCAUGAUGCGUGCAAGACAGCAGAGCAGGCAGCAACUGCUAUCUCUUCUCGGCAAGCACAGGCUGCUCUGGGGGCCGCAUGGCAAGCGCAGAGUGCUGUAGCGUCGCCAUCGUCACAAGAAAAUGCUGGGGAUGCUCGAAAAAGGCACUUACAGACUGCUGUGGAGUUGUUGUCACAGGGAGCAGUGGCAGGGAGGGAGGAGGAGAGAGGAGGAGGAGUGGUGGAGGGGAAGGGAGUGGCGGGUGAGGAGGGUGAAGGAAGGGGGGAGGAGGAGGAGGUGGGGGGAGGAGAUAUGCAGUGUGAGGAUUACUGCUUUGUGUGCUACGAUGGCGGUGACCUGGUGGCAUGUGAUAAGAGAGGCUGCCCCAAGGCGUACCAUCCAGAGUGCACCGGGCUGCCCAAAAAGGUUUUCGAGUCUUCUGCCCCUUGGACUUGUGCUCAAUUCGCUGCCCGACUCGCCUGGGGCAGGGUUUCGGGCGCGGAGGGAGGGAAGGGCAGGAGAAGAAGCUGGGAGGGGAGUGGGAUUGCUGGUGCGGAGAGGCAUGAUGGGAAGGAGGAGGCGAGGGGGAACGAGGUGGAGGGUGGGAGUGGGGUUGGAUUGAUUGUAGAGGUGCCUAAACAAAUGCAGGAUGGGAAUGAUGAGGAAGCGAGGGAAAAGGGGAUGGGGGGGGAGAGUGGGGAUGGUAAAGGGAGGGAAGGAGCGAGGGAGGAUGGGGAAAGUGGAAGGGAGAGGGGGCGUAAGCGGGGGAGAGAGAGUGGAACAGAAGAGGAGAAUGGAACAGAAGAGGAAGGUGUGGAGGAGGAACCAGAGGGGGAAAGGGGGCAAGAUAGUGCAAAGGAGAGGGGAGGUGAGGAUGCCGACGAGGAGAAUGUGGGGAGGAAUGCGGAUGAGAAGGGGUUGUCAGAGGGGGGGAGUAUCUGGUGGGGCAGGGAAGGCGAGGAGAGGAGGGAAGGGAGUGUGGGGUGGAGGCUGGAACAGCUGGAGGAAGGAGGCCGGAAGGUUCUGGGGCUGUGCGGCGCAUGCUAUGUGAAGGUGGCGAUGAUUCAGCACGGCAUCGAGAGGACUCCCACUGGCGUGAGUAGUGCUGUCUUGUCAACCCCACCCUGUGUCAGUUCCUAUCCUACCCAGCGUGUCCUAGACAUGGACAACACCUAUUCCCCUGCGUGGUAUUUCAAAGACUAUCACUCGGUGAUGCGCGAUUGGGAGCGGUUGAUGAUCGACGUGGGGAAGGCUCCUGAUGACUGGGGCUCUCUCAGAGAGAGAUGGCUGUGUGGGAUAGAGCUGGCAGUGGAAGGAGCACCAUACGCAGCCAUCAACGAUCGCAAUCUGACCCAGAUUUUCCUUAGGCGCAGGCACAUGGAGGUUGCUGAGAGGCUCGGGUUAGAAAAGGCUUCUGAGCUGGGAGGCAGCUUGGAGAGGAGUGCAGAGGCGUUGAGAGGGAUGCUGGUGGGCGGACUGGCUCGGUUGCGGUGUUCGGAUGUGUUUGAAAUGGUGAACGCGUCGGGGUACAAGCUUGUCCUCGUUACAAAUGUUGAGUAUUUCACAUCAGCAGCCUUUGGCCCACCGGGAUUCAGCAUGCAUCAGCAACACCAGCUUCAGCAGAACCAGCGACAACACGUGAUGAUGGUGACGGUAUUGGAUGGCCGAAAGAACCGUCUGGAUAGGUGCCCCGUGACCGAGUUUUCAGACGGGGCGUUUUGCGCUCCUGAGGUGGCGGAGGUCAAAGAGCUGGUGCGAAGAGGGUCACUGCCUCCCUUCUUCAUGGAUAAGUUGGAGGGGCAGGUACGGCAGCUGAGGCAUGAACCCUUCUUCCAUCCCCUCACCAUGAACUCUAAGCCAUGGCUCCCCAUUUCUCCCCAUCCACCUUCCCGCCCUCCCCCCCCCCCCGGAUUGUCUCAGGACAAGUUGGAGGAGCAGGUGCGCCAGAUAAGGCAUAUUUUCUUUGAAACGUCAGUUCUCCUUGACCAUCUCUCUGCACCCACCCUACCCCCUCUACGCAUCUAUGUUCUCUCUUUCCGUUCUCUCGAUUCUCCCGUUUCUUCUCUGUUUUCUUUCCUUCUCCUUUCUCUCUUCUUUUAUCUCUUCCCCUUUCUCUUCUUUUCUCUCUGCCUUCUUCUCUUCUUUUCUCUCUUCCCCCUUCCCUAUUCUUUUCUAUCUUCCCCCUUCCCUAUUCUUUUCUAUCUUCCCGCUUCCCUAUUCUUUUCUAUCUUCCCCCUUCCUUAUUCGUUUCUAUCUUCCCCCUUCCCUAUUCUUUUCUAUCUUCCCCCUUCCCUAUUCUUUUCUAUCUUCCCCCUUCCCUAUUCUUUUCUAUCUUCCCCCUUCCUUAUUCUUUUCUAUCUUCCCCCUUCCCUAUUCUUUUCUAUCUUCCCCGUUCCCUAUUCUUUUCUAUCUUCCCCCUUCCCUAUUCUUUUCUAUCUUCCCCCUUCCCUAUUCUUUUCUAUCUUCCCGCUUCCCUAUUCUUUUCUAUCUUCCCCCUUCCCUAUUCUUUUCUAUCUUCCCCCUUCCCUAUUCUUUUCUAUCUUCCACCUUCCCUAUUCUUUUCUAUCUUCCCCCUUCUCUUCUUUUCUCUCUUCCCCCUUCCCUAUUCUUUUCUCACUUCUCCCUUCGCUAUUCUUUUCUAUCUUCCACCCACCACAUUCGUGGAGUCCCAUCGACUCCUCAUGGACAUUCGGAGCCCAGAAUACCGCCUCACCUUUCUCAACCGCCCUGUACUCCUUGAUGCUGAUGCUGACGGCUCCUCUGCCCCUAGACACCCGCCCUCGCACCCCUCUCUUACCCCUACCACCCAUCCACCUCCCACCCAACCGCUUCCCACCCAACUGCCUCACACCCAACGUCCUCACACCCAGCCGCCUCCCACCCAACCGCCUCACACCCAGCCGCCUCACUCACAACCUCCUCCCACCCAACCGCCUCACACCCAACUUCCUCCUUCUUCCGCCCAUGCCCCCUCCUCCCAACCCCCCUAUUCACAACCCCCUUCCUCCCAACCCCCCUCCGCCCAUCCCCCUUCCUACAUCCCGCCUGCAAGUCUUCACCCAAAUAUCUCUCCUCCCCACAUCCCCCCUCCCCAAAUGCCUCCUCCGCAAAUGCCCCCACCCCACAUACGCCCUCCCCACCCAUGCCCUCCUCUCAACCCACUCCCUCCCAAACUCCACCCCACCACCCAUCCCUCUCCCUACCCCUCCCAUCCCUCCCCAUCCUCCACCCAUCCCUCUCCCUACCCCUCCCAUCCCUCCCCAUCCUCCACCCAUCCCUCUCCCUACCCCUCCCAUCCCUCCCCAUCCUCCACCCAUCCCUCUUCCUACCCCGCCCAUCCUUCCCCAUCCUCCGCCCAUCCUCACCCCUCCUCCGCCCAUCCGUCCCCCACCUCCGCCCAUCCAUCCCCUUUCCCUCCGAACGCGCAUAGUGCCCUGA
This is a messenger RNA of Closterium sp. NIES-65, 7902 nucleotides long. The record is from the annotation of a GenBank genome assembly. Lineage: Eukaryota; Viridiplantae; Streptophyta; Zygnematophyceae; Desmidiales; Closteriaceae.